Molecule: messenger RNA, 1325 nt
Organism: Colias croceus (clouded yellow)
Lineage: Eukaryota; Metazoa; Arthropoda; Insecta; Lepidoptera; Pieridae
Product: RNA-binding protein 7
Exons: 2
Coding region: 86-661 (191 amino acids)
Biological process (GO): regulation of alternative mRNA splicing, via spliceosome
Cellular component (GO): nucleus
Molecular function (GO): single-stranded RNA binding
Source: RefSeq, a predicted model, not a curated record
UUGGUGAAUGGUGAAGCGAAAUUUCAUAUUUUGACUAAAUUUCAAAUGUUGAUUAAAUAAAUAAGAUUUAAGUAAAAUAAUCACAAUGUCUGAAGAAGAUAAUAAAACUCUUUGGUGUGGUAAUCUAUCAGAACAAGUUAACGAAGAAAUACUUUACGAACUCUUUUUACAGGCAGGACCACUAGAAAAAGUCAGAAUUGCAAGGGACAGAGAUGGUCGACAGAAGAAUUUUGCAUUCAUAACGUUUAAUCACGAAGUGUCUGUGCCAUACGCGAUAAGCUUGUUCCGUGGUACUGCACUGUUUAAUAGAACUCUGCUCCUCCAAAGCAGAGGUAGGAUGCCGCUAUUGCCGCCGCCAAUACGAUGUUACGGAAUUGAAAUGCCACUGGAGAUACAAGGCCCUGUUGUACAACAAUUCUCUGAAAUGACAGAAAAACUUAUGGAUGAUAGUCAGAAGCCUAAUCGACAACCGCUACAGCGGCAUGACUCUAAUGACAAGCUAGUUAUGGCUAGUCUACAAGGCAAUUGGAUGAACAGACACCAUCCAUACAGACCUAAAGAAAAGCAUGGGCGUGAUGACUACAGGAAUAGAGAAAGGGACAAUCGUAACAAACACCAAAGUAGCUGGAGAGAUAGAAGAAAUCAAAGGAACUAUAGAUGAGAUUAAGUUUUAAAUAAGAACUCUAGUUAGUGUUAAUUUUAAAACUAAAUUGAAGAUAAACUGUAGAGUUCUCGAAAACAUUUCAUUGUGCAUAAAAUGGACACUGUUGUAACGUAAUAAUAUGUGAAUAUGUACCCAUAUUGAGAAUUCUAAUAUUAAAAUAAAUGACUUAUCAACAUAAUAAUGCUGGUAAAUUGAAUUUAUACAAACAAACAAACAAACAAAAAUACUUUAUUGUGCACCAAUAAAUAAAAAAAAAUACAAGAGUAAAUAUAUAAAAUAAAUAGACACAAUUUAUACAAUUUAUAGGGGUAAACUCAAGUACUUUUUACAUGCAUUUUUACUAAUAGGAUAAUAGAUAUAUUUUAAACAUUUUAUUACACAUUUCAUUGUAACAAAAAAAUCUAUACCAAUAUUAUACUGCUGGAGACAUGUUUGCUUGGAUGCGCUAAUCGCAGGAACCACUGACCCGAAUUAAAAAAAAAACACUGAUGUACAUUUAUCGAGGAAGGCAUUUACAUUUUUUUUUGUACAUGUGAUGUAAUGUGAGUAAAGUCGCACCUAGUACUUAACAAAGAAGUUAAGAAGGCAGAAUUAAAGGAAAGACCGUUAUCCUGCUGUAAUAAUGUAGAUAAAAACAAUAAAUUUUGUUUUUAAAUAAUAA